AUGAUACAGCUGACAGUGGAAGAUACUCGUCUGAAUUCUUUUCUCCAUGCAUGGGAUGUAAUAGACUACCAGCCAUUUGAUCAGAAUGACGUGUCACUAUAUGAAAAAGAACAAUUCAUUUUUGAAGGCUGGGGUGUUUCUUCUGCACAGGAUGAAGACGAAGCCUUCAAUUUGUGCUCACCUAAAUGGAAAUGCAAAUAUCUUAAUAGUGGCACCAUUACAAUAUCAUCGGCAUUAGAUGUCAAGUUGACAGAAUAUAAACAGAGGUCAAAUAACGACCCACAAUCCAAACACAGCGUAUUAGGUAAUCAUUUACUAAAAAGCACCAGUGAGCUAGCAAAGAACAAGCUUAAACCAUCAACUGCAUCACCUGGACUUUCUACAUCAAAAUGUGCUUCAGUAGGUAAUGAAAGUGUCAUGGCUGCAGAAAACAGCAAAACAAUAAGGAAGCUAAUAUAUAUAAUGAAGAACAAUUCAUCCAACAGCUAUAAGAUGAGUAAUGAUUGUGACACAAAGCAUAACAAAUAUAUAGAGACUAAAGAGAAGACUAUUAAAGCCUUACUUUCUCCUUUGUGUAUUAUCCAUAAUAACAAAAUAAGAAGCAUUGGGGACAAGGAAGUAGCAGAAGACUGUCAGAAGAAAGAGACAAUCUCUAUAACUCCAUCUGAUAUUAUGAUCCAGACAAAUGUUGAUGGCAAUGUUCAAACAUGUAUCACCAAGCUUUCUGAAGAAACCAAAUUACUGUUAAAUGAUGCUACGACAAGGAAAGGCGAAGAGCUUGAACUAAAGGAGCCAAGAUGUGAUUUAAAUCAUCAUCCUCCCCCCUGUUCUACAUCUACAGUGUCUGUGAUACAAAGAACUUGUGAUUCAGGCAAAGAGAAAUGUGCAUGCUAUGCAAGUACAGAGAAGAUCUCAAAAGUAAGAAUGCGUGAAUUAAAGUCUGGAAUAGUGAGAAUAUUUCCUCUUUCAGGAAAGGAAAAUACUUUUCAGAGACAGGACUUUUGGGGAUUUCCUGCCUUUCUUCCUCAUAAUUUGAAAACAUCAUUCCAUUUCCAUAAUUCUUCACAUUCAAGAACCCAGAAAAGCGGCAAGAGAAAUCAAUCAGCAACAAACCAGGUUUCUAAUCAUCAAGACCAAAGAAAGCAACUAUCUGGCAUGAACCAAGCUGGAAGCCAAGCCACUUUGGCAAUGCUGAAUGCAAUUAGAAAUAGGCUGCAACAGAAUAAUGCAAAAGUCAUGCUUGGGCGGAAACAAAAGCCACUGGGCAUGAUGCUUCAGCGCACAUUGAGUAACCACAACCAGGAGGGUGAAUAGGAAGAAGGCCUGGAAUUUGGAGAGGCAUCAUUGAAGAAAAUGUUGUGAAACGCGCACUGUAUUACACCGACAUUAUCCCGGAAAUGGCUUCCCAAUCACUGCAUUGUUUGUUAAGACUUUACAAAUGCUGACUCUUAUAUAACAUAAACUAUUCACAUUGUGGGCCUACU
Messenger RNA from Xenopus tropicalis (tropical clawed frog), 1484 nucleotides. RefSeq lists its product as uncharacterized. Lineage: Eukaryota; Metazoa; Chordata; Amphibia; Anura; Pipidae. The transcript is spliced from 6 exons. The coding region runs from base 1 to 1314 and encodes 437 amino acids. The record is from RefSeq and is a predicted model, not a curated record.